Messenger RNA from Nerophis lumbriciformis (worm pipefish), 486 nucleotides. The record is from RefSeq and is a predicted model, not a curated record. Lineage: Eukaryota; Metazoa; Chordata; Actinopteri; Syngnathiformes; Syngnathidae.
AUGCUGCACAACUGGCCUUGCGAAAUCCGCAGCUCGGCGCCGUUGCCGGGCCCGCUGACGAAGGAGCGGUCCCGCGCCGACCCGGGAGGGAAAAGCGCGCAGCUGUCGCCGGCCGAGGCGGACCGGAGGAAGCGAAGGCGCGAGAACAACAAGGCGGCGGCCGCCAAAUGCCGCAAGAAGAAGAAAGACAGGACGGAAUAUUUGAUGCAGGAAUCGGAGAAGCUGGAGAGCGUGAACGUGGACCUGAAGGCCCAGAUCAAAUCUCUGAACCAGCAGAAGCAACAGCUAUCCCACAUGCUGAACCAGCACCGGCCCACCUGCAUCGUCAGGGCCCAGAACGGGCGAACUCCCGACGACGAGAGCGACCCGCUGGUGCGCCGGCUCCUGCGAAGCGCCGUCGUGUCGGAAGGCGACGGCUCCGUCUCGGCCGACGCCGGCGAGCCGGGCCUCGGUCUAGACCGGCUGUGCUGGUCGCUUUCCGUGUGA